Messenger RNA from Lolium perenne, 1099 nucleotides. Lineage: Eukaryota; Viridiplantae; Streptophyta; Magnoliopsida; Poales; Poaceae. The record is from RefSeq and is a predicted model, not a curated record.
UGCCACCAGGAAUCUAUGGGGAAAGCUGUGAAGAAUAAAGUGGCAAAAGCUGUUGUACCUGCUAUUGAUGUUAUGUUUCAAGCACUUAGUGAAUUCGGAGCUAAGGUUGUACCACCCAAAAAGAUUCUAAAGAUGCUUCCUGAGCUAUUUGAUCAUCCAGAUCAGAACGUUCGGGCUUCUUCCAAGGGUUUGACGCUUGAACUUUGUCGAUGGAUUGGCAAGGAGCCUGUUAAGUCAAUUUUGUUCGAGAAAAUGAGAGAUACAAUGAAAAAAGAAUUGGAAGCAGAACUAUCAAACGUUUCGGGGAUUGCUAGGCCAACUCGCAAGAUAAGGUCAACAUUUUUGAAGAACAUGUCUGCUUGAUACAUUUUAGCUACACAAUUUCUGAAUAACUUUGGAAAAUAAACAUCUAAAUUCUAGGUCCAGGCUGUAAUGCUGUGUUGUGACUCUACAUGAAACUAUGAUAAAAUGGCAGACAUUCAUAAUAAUAUGAUAAAAGUCUACUGCAGUUCCCAGCAUCUGAUACAACUUUGAUCUAUGUUUUGUUUAUCACAAUGUACUGGAUAUCUCUUUUUAUCAUGCAUUAAUAGUGAGUAGAGAUGAACAAACUUCAUAUUUACAAGGAAAAUGUCCAUUUUACUCCUCACAAGUGUUGCAAUGGUUUGGAUAAAUCUGCAUAAACAAAAAUGAGAAAACAUGUGGUCGUAGAACUGCAUUGCAUACGCACACACGUCACAAGAAUGUCUGGGUGAAGACCUGAGAGAGCCUUAUGUAAAGGGAGAGAUGAUGCUUACGAUGCAGGGGAGCCCUGGGUGUGUGAGGAUGUAGGCGUAGCCCUGCAUGACCUUGUCGGCCGGGAUCGGCCACAGCCCCUGCGUCGACCCGGUGUCGUGGUUGUCCACGAACUUGACGGCCUUCUCCGGCAGCCACCCGAUCAUGCCGGCCACCUUCCCAGCGCCGUCGCUCAGGCGCCACAGCUCGCCCUGCACGCCCGCCUGCAGCACCCCCUUGGUGGCGAGAGAAAAGCGAGGGGAAGAUGCACCGACCUGGAUCUUUGUCCUCGUCGCCUCCGGUUGUCGCCGGCGCGGAUCUGCCCAGC